Sclerotinia sclerotiorum 1980 UF-70 is the source of this 1764-nucleotide messenger RNA. RefSeq lists its product as hypothetical. Gene Ontology annotation, cellular component: fungal-type vacuole. Gene Ontology annotation, biological process: proteolysis. Lineage: Eukaryota; Fungi; Ascomycota; Leotiomycetes; Helotiales; Sclerotiniaceae. The record is from RefSeq and is a predicted model, not a curated record. The transcript has 6 exons. Gene Ontology annotation, molecular function: serine-type carboxypeptidase activity. The coding region runs from base 1 to 1764 and encodes 587 amino acids.
AUGUAUUCUACACUUCGUCUCCCGCUACUCCUCACCGUAGCUGCGACUGCACGAUCGCAAUUUGUCAAGGCUCCUACGGAUCUUACUACUACGACGGGAUAUUUGGAUUUACAGGUUCGCUAUAAGGAGGUUCCGAGCGGGAUUUGUGAGUUGCAAGAGGGAGUGAAGAGUUUGAGUGGUUAUGUGGAUGUGGAGGAGGGACAACAUAUUUUUUGGUGGUUCUUCGAAACCCGUAAUGGAAAUGCAUCGGAAGCUCCAUUGACUGUAUGGAUUAAUGGCGGACCUGGUGCAUCGUCUAUGAUUGGAUUGUUUGAGGAAAAUGGACCGUGUUAUAUUGAUGUCGAUGGAAAUGUGGUUAAUAAUCCUUAUAGUUGGAAUAAUGUUAGCAAUAUGCUUUACAUUGAUCAACCCUCUCAGGUCGGUUUCUCAUACUCCAUUCCUGUAAAUGGAUAUGUUGAUCCUAGUUCGGGUGCAAUCGUCACAUUACCCAAUGCUACUUGUCCGGAUUAUGCACAGGAUUGGGAUUGUGGAACUUAUAGUUAUGCGAAUGAAAGUCUGACGGUUAAUUCUACGCAUGCUGGAGCUCCAGGCUUUUGGAAAACAUUGCAAGGAUUUAUGGGUGCUUUCCCUGAAUACUCUCGAAACGGAUUUCACUUUGCGACUGAGAGUUAUGGUGGUCAUUAUGGUCCUAUUUAUAAUGAGUACAUCGAAACUCAAAACGCCAAGAAUAUCUCGGGUGCUCUUCAAAUCUCUCUCGAAUCUGUUCUAAUUGGAAAUGGUUGGUAUGAUCCAUUGAUUCAAUAUCAAGCAUACUAUAACUUCACCGUUUCACCUGGUAACACCUACGAUUAUUCCCCCUUUAACACAACCGUGGAAGCUCAACUGUACAAUAACCUAUACGGUGCUGGAAAUUGCAUCGAUCAGGUUAAGGAUUGUGCGGCCAGAGGUAUCAAUGAGAUUUGUGCCGCUGCGGAUAACUUCUGUGCUGAUCUCGUUGAAAAUAUCUAUGAUAUUUAUUCGGGAAGAGAUGAAUAUGAUAUGAGAGAAUUGAAACCAGAUCCUUUCCCAUAUGGUUAUUAUGCUUCUUAUCUCAAUACUCCCGAGGUACAAGCUGCCAUUGGUGCCUUCCAGAAUUUCACUACUGGUUCAAAUGCGGUUGGAAAUGCUUUUGCUUCUACUGGUGAUGAUGACCGCGAAGCUGGUACCAUUGAAGCAGUGAGAGCCCUGCUCACCCAAGGAGUAUACGUUGCAAUGAUGGCAGGCGAUGCCGAUUUCAACUGCAACUGGCUCGGCGGCGAAGUAAUCUCCCAAGAAGUAAACGCACCCAACUUCUCCCAAGCAGGCUACACCAACAUCAGCACAUCAGACUCAAUCGUACACGGCCAAGUAAAACAAUCCGGACUCUUCUCCUUCUCACGCAUCUACGAAUCCGGCCACGAAGUCCCCUUCUACCAACCUCUUGCCGCUCUCGAAAUCUUCCAACGAGUUAUCUCACGACUGGAUAUUGAGACUGGUUUGAUUAGUAUUGAUGCUAAUAAGACUUAUUUGUCGGUGGGUACGGAGAAGAGUACGUAUAGAGAGGGUAAUAAAACGAUUCAGUUUGAGGUUUUGCCAGCUGGUAGUACGUAUAAUACUACGUUGAAUGGACCGAAUCCGGUGGAGGGUGGGAAGAGAGAGGGGAAGAGGGAGUUGAGGAGGAUGGUUUUGGGGAGGGAUGGUGUGGUGGGUGGGAAAAGGAGGGUUAAGUUUGGGGGUAGGAAGUAG